This is a messenger RNA of Trifolium pratense (red clover), 1390 nucleotides long. RefSeq names its product cysteine synthase-like. NCBI's taxonomy places the organism in Eukaryota, Viridiplantae, Streptophyta, Magnoliopsida, Fabales, Fabaceae. Bases 15 to 1109 code for a protein of 364 amino acids. Gene Ontology annotation, cellular component: cytoplasm. The transcript has 9 exons. Gene Ontology annotation, biological process: double fertilization forming a zygote and endosperm; pollen tube growth. The record is from RefSeq and is a predicted model, not a curated record. Gene Ontology annotation, molecular function: cysteine synthase activity.
CUCAACAAACAACAAUGGCUUCAACUUCCUUAAUCAAGUCAUUCACUUCUGCUUUGCACGCUAUCACUUCAACGCUAUUCGGUAUUGUCCGGCAGUACUGUUCCAUCUUCUCUGCUGUCGAAUCACAAACCAGCACCCAUGAUGAUCUCAAUAUUGCUAAGGAUAUUACAGAGCUGAUAGGUAAAACGCCAAUGGUUUACUUGAAGAGUGUCACGGAGGGUUGUGUUGCUAAUAUUGCUGCAAAGCUUGAGCUUAUGGAGCCAUGUUGUAGUGUCAAAGACAGGAUAGGUUAUAGCAUGAUACUUGAUGCAGAGAAGAAAGGACUCAUAACACCAGGGAAGAGUGUUUUGGUGGAACCUACUGGUGGAAACACAGGAAUUGGUCUAGCAUUUAUAGCUGCUACUAAAGGAUAUAAGCUCAUUUUAACAAUGCCGGUUUCAAUGAGUUUAGAACGAAGAAUUCUUAUGAAAGCAUUUGGAGCUGAACUUGUUUUGACUGAAUAUUCAAAGGCUAUGAGUGGAGCAGUUCAAAAAGCUGAAGAAAUUGUUAAAAAUACACCUAAUGCAUACAUGCUUCAACAAUUUGAUAAUCCUGCAAAUCCUAAGGUACAUUAUGAGACUACUGGGCCAGAGAUAUGGGAAGAUACAAGAGGUAAAGUAGAUAUUUUAGUUUCAGCAAUUGGAACCGGUGGAACCCUUUCCGGUGUUGGUCGAUACCUAAAACAACAAAAUCCAAAAGUAAAGGUUAUCGGUGUAGAGCCUCUUGAAAGCAACAUACUUUCAGGUGGAAAGCCAAGACCUCACAUAAUUCAGGGUAUUGGGGCUGGUUUUGUGCCCAAGAAUUUGGAUAAAGAAGUUCUUGACGAAGUUAUAGCGAUAUCGGGCGAAGAAUCCGUCAAAACUGCAAGGCAAAUAGCACUCAAGGAAGGCUUGCUGGUGGGAAUUUCUUCAGGUUGUGCUGCUACAGCUGCAUUACAGGUUGCAAGGAGACCUGAAAAUGAGGGAAAGCUUAUUGUGGUUAUAUUCCCAAGCUUUGGUGAAAGAUAUUUGUCCACUUCUCUUUUCCAGGAACUUCGAGAAGAAUGUGAGAAAAUGCAACCUGAGGCAUGAAACAAUUUUAUUUGUUUCAUGUUUCGGACACAUUUUCAGCCGCACUUUGUAUUGGUCGGUGGAACCCUUAUUUAGCUUGGACAGAUAGCCUCCGGCUCUUCAACGGGUGUUAGCUCUCUAUGGAUUUCCAUCACUUCAUAUUCUUGUUUUAUAGUCCGGUCUUCCGCUUUUCGUUGUCAUUUUAGUUUCAGUUGUAAUGAAUCGCUCGUACUCUUUCUAUUUACAUAAUUGAUUUGCUAUUCAAAAUAAAGACACAUUUUCAACCAUCAUCCACCAUAUUG